Messenger RNA from Laccaria bicolor S238N-H82, 561 nucleotides. RefSeq names its product 60S ribosomal protein L14. Gene Ontology annotation, molecular function: structural constituent of ribosome; RNA binding. The record is from RefSeq and is a predicted model, not a curated record. Bases 47 to 454 code for a protein of 135 amino acids. The transcript has 4 exons. Gene Ontology annotation, biological process: ribosomal large subunit biogenesis; translation. Gene Ontology annotation, cellular component: ribosome; cytosolic large ribosomal subunit. NCBI's taxonomy places the organism in Eukaryota, Fungi, Basidiomycota, Agaricomycetes, Agaricales, Hydnangiaceae.
CGCAUCCACAAGACAUCAAGACCCGGCGACCUCCCUCAAGCAAAAUAUGAGCACAGAAUCAAACUUCAAGCGCUUCGUUGAGGUUGGGCGAGUCGUCCUCCUCAAAUCUGGCCCCUUCUCCGGAAAGAUCGCCGUCAUCGCGGAGAUCAUUGACCACAACCGCGCCAUCAUCGACGGCCCAACAACGGGUGUUCCCCGCCAAUCCUAUCCCUACAAGCACCUCACCCUCACUCCCCUCAAACUCUCAGCCCUGCCCCGGGCAGCUGGUACGAAAAAAGUCCGAAAAGAGGUCGAGAAAGAGGCCAUCGUUGACAAAUGGGACAAGUCAAGUUGGGCACAGAAGCGGCUCGCGGUGCAGAAGAGACGGGCGUUGUCCGAUUUCGGUCGGUUUAGCGUCAUGCUGGCGAAGAAGCAACGGAGGGAUCUAGUCAGGAAGGCGGUGGCCAAGGCCUAAAGGUUUGAGGGGAUACCAGGGCAGAUAAAAGGGGUUUACAGCGCUCAUACAUGCCACUUUGUAUGUUAUUCCAUUACAUCCAUAUCAUAUGCGCUAUGCUUCUCCAA